AUGGGAGACAACAAUGCACCUCCGCCACCUCCGAGAACGUUGGGAGAUUACAUGACUCCUGCUCGAGUUCCACAGACGGCGAGUAUUGUUAGACCAAACGUGGAUGCUAACAACUUCGAACUCAAGCCGGCACUUUUACAAUUAAUUCAGAAAGACCAAUUUGCCGGAGGAAGCACGGAAGACCCUUACAUCCAUCUGGAAAACUUCUUGCUAUACUGUGAUACCUUGAAGAUGAAUGGGGUGUCUCGGGAUGCUAUUUUGCUCAGAUUGUUCCCUUGUUCACUUAAAGAAGAAGCAAGAGGAAGUGAAUCUCUACAUGAAGCAUGGGAAAGAUUCAAAGGACUACUCAGGAAGUGUCCCCAACAUGGCAUUGAAGCAUGGGAACAAGCGAGAACUUUCUUCCAAGGGAUGACGCCCAACACAAGGACAUUGGUGAAUGCUGCAUCAGGAGGGUCCUUAAAAACAAAAACUCCAGAGGAAGCUUUAGAAUUGCUAGAAUCUCUAGCCUCUCAAGAGUACGAUAAUGCUCCGGUACCACAGAGAAGAGCGGGGAUAAUGAAGCUUGAUGGUUGUGAUGCCAUCUUGGCUCAGAAUGAGCAGAUUUUACAAUCCAAUAAGAAACAGCAACAACAGCUAGAUGCUCUCGCAAAACAAUUUUCUGAAUUUCAAGUUUCUUCUGUUAAUACUCCUGCUAUCAUUUGUGAUAUUUGUGCAGGUACUCAUGCUACUGAAGACUGCCAGGCACCCGAAACUGCAGAUGUUAAUGGAAUUUGUUCGAACCAUCAGUUGAAUCCUCCUAUGCCAGUGCAACAGCAACCUCCUCAACAAUCAGAAUGGGAAAAGGCCUUUGCACAACUAUCCAAGACCACAUCAGACUACAUUCAAAGUUCCAAUAAUUUCAGAGAAGACACUUCAGCCUUUAUGCAAGAGACAAGGGCCUCAUUCCGGAAUCAAGAAGCUUCUAUCCGGAAUCUUGAAACUCAGAUUGGCCAGCUAUCAAAGCAGUUCACUGAAAGAGUUCAAGGAACUUUUCCAGGUAACACUAUUCCAAAUCCAAGUAGGGAACACUGCAAUGUGAUUACUACUAUGAGUGAGAAAGCCAUUGAACCUGUGGUAAAGCCUUCAGUUGAGAAAAAGAAAGAUUAUGAACUUGCAACUGAAAAGGAAAAAGAAAAGGAAGUUGCCAAAGAAUUUGCUGCAGAGAAAACUGUUCCUGAAAAGAAAGA
Gastrolobium bilobum is the source of this 1226-nucleotide messenger RNA. RefSeq lists its product as uncharacterized. The record is from RefSeq and is a predicted model, not a curated record. Lineage: Eukaryota; Viridiplantae; Streptophyta; Magnoliopsida; Fabales; Fabaceae. The annotation marks the transcript as partial. The transcript has 3 exons.